AUCCUCUCCCGCUUUGGAUGCUGAGCCUGCAACGUUGGACAAGAAAUAAAUAAUAAAAGCCUCGCUUUGCUCCAGCCGGCGGACGCAUCCUUUGGAAGGGAAGCGAAUAAAAGAUCCCAUUUUAUCUCCUCCUGAACGACAGAGGAACUUUUGAAAGUCCAGGGUAGGAUACACAAGAGAUCUGUGGUCCAGGUGCACAUGCCAACUUUCACAAGACUUCUUGUCAAGAAGAGAAAAAAAGGGAGAAAGACCUGAAAAGACAGAAAACUGGCCAUCCUGAAGGCUGCUCCAUUCCACAAUCAGAGAGAGCAUGAAGACAAGUUGCAAGUCCACUCGCCUUCCAGUUUGAACAAAGAUGAAAUAGCAUGGGUCCUCUACUAAUCACCAUAAUGCAGAUAUUGGCAUUGUGAAGCUUUCAUCCCCUUCUCCAGGCCCAACCCAACCAAUCCCCACUUAAGUUUAUUUUUUCUUGCAUCUAUUCUUGUCUCCCUUUCUCCCCAAAUACACAUCCUCUUUCCCCAUAUGCCCCUCACAUAUUUUUUCCCUGAUUAAGGCUUUCCUUCUCUGUGUUUCUUUUCACCGCCAUCAUGCAAAGUGCUUCUCCCGUCCCCACCCUCCUCCCUCUCAUUCUCCCCUCCCUCUUAUUGUUGUCCAAUUUCCCCAACAUGGUCAGAGGGGACUGCUGGCUCAUUGAAGGGGACAAAGGCUAUGUUUGGCUGGCUAUAUGCAGUCAGAACCAGCCGCCCUAUGAGACUAUACCCCAACACAUCAACAACACGGUGCAUGACCUGAGACUGAACGAGAACAAGCUGAAAGCUGUGCUUUUCAGCUCCAUGUAUCGCUUUACCAAUUUGACGGACCUCAACCUCACGAAGAAUGAAAUCAGCUAUAUAGAGGAUGGCGCCUUUGCAGGACAAGCAAAUCUCCAGGUCCUUCAGCUGGGCUACAAUAAGUUGACCAACUUAACUGAGGGUAUGAUGAGAGGACUUGGCCGCCUUCAGUGUCUUUUCCUGCAGCAUAACCUCAUUGAGGUGAUUGCCAACAAUGCAUUCUGGGAGUGCCCCAGCCUCAGCAGCAUUGACUUGUCAUCCAACAAACUUACACGAAUUGACCCCUCCACAUUCACAGUUCUAAAUCGACUAAUGGUGUGUGAACUGGCAGCAAAUCCAUUCCACUGCGGUUGUGAUCUCUACAGCUUCCUCACCUGGUUGGAGUUCUUUAACAAUGUGUCACACACUUAUGACCGCCUCCAGUGUGAGACACCGCGGGAAAUGUUUGGCUAUCCCUUACUCAGCCCCGUUGCUUCUGGCCAUGCCCUUCGGAAUGCCAAAAACAUACUGUACCAUCACUGCCGAGAUGGUGUGAUGAUUGGCGGCAUGACGUCUUUGCCCCCUGAUCUGGAGGGCCCAUCUGGGAUUGGGUCAGAAAUGUUUGGUGGCGUGGGGCCCUACCACCAACCUACCACUUCCUCGUCAUCUGCAGAGAACAACCUCAGUCCCAAAAUCAUACUCGAGCAUGUCACUUUGUCAUCGGCGUCUCUUGUUGUGAAGAUUCCACGGCCUUACAGCAAAAUGUACAUUCUAACACAAUACAACCAAACAUUUGUUUCUGAUGUGAUGAAUCUGAAGAACACAAAGGAGAGGAUCACUCUCAACAAGCUCAAGCCUCACAACAAUUACACCUUUUGUGUAGCAUCCAUCAGCAAAUCUCAGCGUUAUAACCACACCUGCCUCAAUUUCACCACCAAAGGACAAAGCCAGGAUGUUCUCCCCUCCACCACUACUCACUACAUCAUGACCAUUGUUGGCUGCCUUUUUGGGAUGCUCAUUGUUUUAGGAAUUGUCUACUAUUGUCUUCGAAAGAAGCGAAUGCACGAUGAAAAGAAGAAGUCCAUCUGUGUUAAGAAAACGAUCUUAGAAAUGCGCUAUGGGCCAGAGGUUGCGGCAGCCGUGGCAAAUGAUCCAUCAGCCGUCCACAAGCUUCAGGAGCAAUCCAGAGAACAUCAUCAAUAUCAGCACCACCACGGGGGAAAACUGUCAACAUCCUCUAGCUCAGGAAUGCUCCACUCGGCCAACACCACCUCCUCCAGGCUUUCAUCUAUCCCUCAAGUGGAAAAGAUGGCGACCGCCUUCUCUGAAGCCCUGGCCACAAGCAAAGGAAACUACAUGGAUGUGAGAAGUGCAGGAGGUGGACGGGAGAGAAUGGGAGAUGGUGGACAUCUUGGCAUGAGAGGGGAUGACUUGAGAGAUGAGGACGGGACUGAUCCUGGAGAAGACUCUGAUGAUGAUGGACAUGGUUCCGCCUCAGAGAUCUCAACGAUUGCAAUGGAGGUAGACAAGGUGAACCAGAUCAUUAACAACUGCAUUGACGCACUGAAACUGGAUGCAGCAGCAGUUGCAUCUUCGGGUGCCUCUGCUAAUCACACAGGCUCCACUAGUCCCACUUCCCCUCCACCUACAAGCACAUCUUCCCUCACUCCCAGCCUGAUUCCUCUGUCACCAGGUGUGACAGAGACAUGUCAGGUCAUUGCUGCAAACAAAAUCCCCCCUCCUCCUCCACUCCCUGCCUUGAAUGCCCCACUUUCUGAGCGACCAGGAAUAAGUGGUGGAGGUUUUGUUCUUAGUCCCCCAUACAGGCACCCACCUCCAGCCACUGCUGCUCGUCCAGUACAAAGGCAAAUGAGUGCGGACGCAGCAGUGGUUAUUGUAAAUGCUGUGAAGAAGCAGAGCAGCACCACCUCUUGUGGCUCCACUGGUCGGGACAGAGAACGUGGAACGUCGAGAGUCUACAGCCUGGACGUUCCUGAACCAAGAAGUCCAGACGGCUGUAAUCAACAGCAACAACAGUACCAAGACCGAGCCAGUCCCGUGGGCUGCAGGGAACCCCUGGAUAGGCUGCCCUUAGUGGGGACUGGGAGCUGUGGUGGAGGGGGUGGUGGUUGCGACAGUGGUGGUGUUGGUGCUCAGCAUCAGGACAGCCAGAAGUCUCACCACUACCAUCAACAACAACAACUGCAGCAGCAGCAGCAGCAACAACAGCAGCUGGACGUGCAGCAGGACUACCACUGCUCGGAGCACCGCCACUCCGUCCCAGCUCUCUACUACCAAGGGUCCCACCAGGGCUCCCCAGCUCAGAGAGUUUCGUUCCUCAAACCCCUGACGCGUUCCCGCAGAGACGCAGCCUCCUAUUCCCAGCUUUCGCCUGCUCGCCACCACUCCAGUUACUCUGGAUACUCCUCCAGCCCAGAGUACUCCUCAGAGAGCUCACUGAGGAUCUGGGAGCGUUUUCGUCCAUACCGAAAAGGCCCGAGAGACGAGGCCUGUUAUGUGACAGCUGGAAACGCUCUUCGAAAAAAGGUGCAGUUCGCUAAAGGUGAGGACCUGCAUGACAUCCUUGAUUAUUGGAAGGGUGUAUCUGCUCAGCAGAAACUGUGACUGAGAACAAAAAGAUGAGAAGUGUUAAAAAAAAAGUGUGGGUACUUCCUUUUCUGAUCAGCCUGUGGGCAACAGAGAGUACUUGAACACUGCAGGAAGAGAAAAUGUAAGACAAAAAAUAUGGCCUUUUGUUUUUUCUUUCUUUCUUUUUUGUUUUAUAAUUUCAUUUGUUUGUUUUCUUUGGCAUGCUAGCUGUAUAAGAUAUUGUGCUAAAAGAUAGUACUGUGAAACUGUGCCUGGGAUCAGAGAGUCAUAACAGUGUUUUAACUUCACACUUCAUGGUAGCAAUUCUUUUGGAAAUACUUCAGAAUAAAGGCCACCUUCUACCCUGCAAUAAAUGUGUAGGAAUGCGAGCAUUUUUUCCUGAAAUUUGAAAUGUACUUAUAUGUACAAGCAUUGUUUGUACAAUAGAUGGACAACCUAAAGGAUGACAGGAUGAAUACUGAAAAUCUAGGUUAUGGCAGAGGGGUGGCCGUGGUGCAGAGGUAAAGUGAUCGACCUGUGAUAGGAAGAUUGCAGGUUUGGUCCCACCAUGAGUCAAAGUGUGCUUGGGCUAGACACUGAUCCCCAAUUGUUCCUGGUUGUUAUUGCCACCAGUGUAUGGUAGUGGAGCCAGUAUCAUGGAUGAAUGGGACUGGGUCUUCAAGCAGUGUAGAAUUUACCAUUUAAAGAUAUUUCCUAACUAUUGGGUAGCUUUCUCAUAAUUAUAGGGUACCGUCUAUAGAAUGACAAUUUAAAAAUAGUGUUAUUAAAAGAAGUAACUAACUUAGAUUGAAUAUUUUCACGUUUGAGAUAUCCAUAACCAUACAGGCAUUAAUUAUUGUAGGUAAAUCUUUGAAGAAAGCUUUUAAAUAUAGAACAACUUAGUAAUUUCUCCCAUUUAUGGGUACAUUUUAGCAGAAUCAGAUGUUCUGUAUUUCAUGGGAGUACUGAUCAUGUUCAUUGAAAUCAUUAGAGACCACACCCCCAACUGUCAAGUUGAAACAGCUGCUGUGAGCCUAAAUACUUUCCAACUCCAAUAACGAUUAGACAGUAAGAUUUUCUGCAGGGUAGAAUUGUCUUUCAUGACCUGCAUUAUUACCCUGUCAUUUUAUAGGCUGGUACCCCAUAAUUGAGAAGUAGUUACAGAGUAUAAAAGAACAACGAUCUAGAUUUUCUCUAUGUAUUCCCCUGUAUCCUUCAGUUUUUCCACUUCUUUGUUCCUACAUUUUCACACAUCCGUGUAAACAAUAUAUAAAUUGCCAUAUUGAUGAAGUAAGUACGGGGUAAAAUGUGGCCCUUGUUCUCAAGUGUAACCCUUCUUUUUGUUCUUGUUAGUGUUUGUGGGUUUCAUAUUCUCUACAGGGAACAAAUGCCAAUAGUGUAAUUAAAUACUCUUUCAAGCGAUCCCACUGACCCGUUUAAUUAGUGCCAUGCUUCAUCUCAAGCUUUAAGGUUGUUUGAUCUGAGAUGUUUCCUGUUGUACCCUGCUUACAUUUGAAGUUCACGUGUGUACAAAAAUGGGUUUCGAUGACACAGUAGUUGUGAGCGCCACGGUAAAACUGGUAAUUGUGAAGAAUUUAAGCGUUUAGCAAUUACAGUAUGUUAGAUUUUGAGCCAGAGGAAUUUGUUUAAUCAAAGCAAAAAAAGAGAAAAUGGGGUGUGGAGCAUAAAAUAAAUCAUAAGGAGCUGAUGAGUAAUAAGACUUAAAUCAAAUAUUUUUUUUUUCUUAGUGGAAAAAGAUAUAAAAAGGCCACUUUAACCACAUUCCUGAAAGACAUGUUCUUGCUUUCAAUUCAAUUGUCUUUGUGGUUUAAAGAAAGUACAGAGAGCAAUCAACCUCCUUUAGCGCACAGUUAAUGUUUUUACCUCGAUAAAGAUUGUAUCUUAUCUCUAAACGUGAGGAAUAUGAAAUUAUUUCUGUUUUUAUCUAAGCAAGAACAGAUGAGGUUCUGCGUUUGCUGAAGGGGUUUUUGUCAAUAAGUAUUGCAGAAGUCAAACUAUUACUGGCAGUUACAUUUUCUUUAUUUAGCUUAACAUUUUCUACUUUAUUGAAUAUUGAGCUCUUUCAUUUGUAGUUAUUUAUAUUGAUUCUAAAAAAUAUGUUGAAUAAUAACCACAUCCUGACUAUACAGAUAAAAUUUACAAGAAAAAUCUUGCAUUUAUGUCUUGGAAUCAUUUCAAUUUUCUCAUAAAUUGUUAUCCAGCCCAUUUUUUUUUCAUCUUCAACUCUUUGCAAAGAGUUAUAAGUUCGUGUUUUAAUAAAGUUUUCCUUCGUUGCAUUUUUUGCUUUUUGAAACCAUAUCUAAAAGAUUUCUCUGUUCUCCCAUCUCGGCUUGGAUGAGUGAUGUUAUUUCCCCCCUCCUUUCUGCACACGCACCUCAUUAAUGAGGUUGCACAUCAUUUCCAUUCUCUACUAUUAAACAAAAUAGGGCACAGUGGGAGGGGACUCUUCUGAUUACUGCCAGUGUGUCUGUUAUGUAAUGGAAAUGAAUGCCGUCGUUGUCUAAAACUGAUAACUUAAUUAACCAACGUGUGACAGGCAUGUCCGCUUGCACUUUAUGCCUCAUGAUUAUGUUUGUGGUACACAAUGGUCGUUGUAAGCGGGUGUUGGCAUGCCUUGUCAGAAUAUAUUGUGUAUGCCCUAAAAACUGACUUAAAUUUAUACUUGUCCAUCUGUCUGAGGUUGAGCGGUACUAGAAUACUAAUGGCAUGUACAAAUGUACAGAUGUCAAACAUGUUCAUUAUGUUUUUUUGUUUUUUUUUUAAAUUACAAGUGAGGUUGAAGGUUACCUACUUGUCUUUAAUGAUAGUUAACUGUGUCUGCAGUUAAAUUCGCCAUCAUCAGAGAUAUACUGCCCUUAAAAUGUGAAUUAGUGUCCUUUGCUGUACAUUUUUGUCCGAAACACGUUUCCCAAUACCUGCCCUGCUCCCAGAGGUCCAAUGAAACAAAAGCGUGGCAUGAGCAGGUCGUUAAGUAAAAUUUGCUCUGUUAGCAUUCAUGCAAGCUGGUUUGCCUAAAACAUUUAUCAAAUUGACUUUUCUUUCUUUUACACAAUCAUCACUCGUGUUUAUUUCCCUUUUUGUUUUCUCUUUUACAGUUGUUUUUUUUGUGUGUGUGCUACUAAUUAUUGUGGAUUCAUGCUUUUUAAAAGAGAAAAUAUGCAAAAUAAUGCAAAAGUCCAUAUUAAUAGAUGCAUAUUUUACUUUGCAUUUGCGGUAGAAAACACAUUUGUCCCUUUCAUUUUGAUUCUGGCUAAAUCUAGACGGUCAUGCUCAGAGGUUGCGUCUCUUGGAUUCAGUGUUCAGUUGUUGCAUCAGUUAAGGUCAUGGCUGCUGUGUUUACUAUGUCCUCUGAACAUUUUUCUCUUGUAUUUUUUUUCUAAAUAUGUUUUUUUUUUAGAUAAAUGAAUGAAAUCCACCUUAACUAAAACAAACACUGUAUAUUGCUGUUAUGCUUACAUAGCAUUUAAACCCUGGGAUGAAAUCGUGCACUCAACUUUCCACACUCUCGACUGCCACAGUCUGUUUACAGAAAGGACACUGCUCAGAAGGAGUGGAAAGCAAACAUUCAGGAAUAAAAGAAUGCAUUUAGCAACCAUUCACACCCAUCAAGUUAAAGUAUAUAAAACUUGUUUGUUAAUAAGCCCUACUGACUUUUAAUGUCAUAAAUUUUCUAUUUUUAUUUACAUGUAUAAUGUAUUUUCAGGAAAUAAACUUUCAGGUGAUAAAGGUGCAAUGCUCUUCUGCUCAGAGUUCAUUCCUUUGAAUUUACUGCAAAUCUCUCAACUGGGAGUUAAGUUCUAGAUUGAAACUAAUUGUCUUUUAUGUACUUUUAAAGACAAAUUAUAAAACAAUAUAAAACAAAGUCUGCAUAGACCUGAAUUCAAUCAUCACCUGUUUUCUCUUAACAGCAGGAAACUAAUUGCUUCUCAGCUUUUUGUGCUGCUCAUAAACGUACAUCUUAGUGUGUGUUUUUCAAAUCAGUUCCUCCAUAAACUGUCAGUGGAAUAUGGCGCACAGAAAACAAUCAGUUGACUAAAUCCUCAAAGCAUUAGCAAUAAGAUUAUGUAAACAUGGCCCACAAAACAAACUUAAAACAAGGAGAAAGAAUCGGCUUCAUUCCCAGCACGCUGUUUCCCAGCAUCCCUGGAGGGGGGCUUGGUUGAAGAUGGAUGGUCCUUUGCGCAGCACCAUCCCUCUUGUUUGUCUGAGACACAGGAAAGCAAGAUGUGAGAAAGCCAACCACUGUGCAAUUAAUGUUUAAUCCCUUUAUGAAAAAAAAAGCUUCUUUAUGUUGCUUCACUGCAAGGAAAAAAGUCCCAAGACAUUUUGCCAUUUCUAAUCAGCUGAUGCUUAUUGUUGCCCUUUAAAGAGAACUUGCAGGUCCUGUUAUUCACCAAGUAGCCAAUGUUGAUUAUUUUUUCUUGGGAACGCAUUAGGUAGUGGUUUUAUGGGGUUGCUAAGCUGCAAGUGUGAGGCAUCUGUGGGUCCUUGUCUUCAUUAUUGGGCUCAAGCCCCAGAUCUGAAUCGACUCCUCCUUAAUGUUAUUCUUUGCUUCUCUCCUGAAGAUUGUAAGAAUAGUUCUAAAGUGACAUUUUUUUUCUUUGCUCUCUCAAGGGAGAAUUGCAUUUAGUUUUUGUGCCAACAUAUCUUUACUGCCUUUAGGCAGAUUUUGCUUUUAAGAAAAAAGGAUCGAUGUGUUAUGUAAGAAAAGCUUUAAAAGGAGAGAUCAGUUAAAGCUUUGAGGUGUGUAGUGUUCCUUUACAGCAGGAGACUAAAACUAUCUUCACACGUUCAGGCGACCACUUCCAAUGAAAAGUAAAUUUGCGUAAAUACAUUUGUCGGGGCUUCCAUUUUCACGAAGGUUUCUACAACCAUUUUCAGGCACUACGUACAAAACUUGUGACCAAUGAAAGAAAAGUUAUACUAACUUUGACCAAUCAGGGACGCGGGUUUAGAAGUGACAUAUGGAUGAUGUCCUUUUCAACAAAGUAAGUGUAAACCGUAGACAUUAAAAGUCACAGUUUGAAAUGAUUUGACUCCAAGUCUUUCAUAUAUCAGAAUAGAGCAGUGAAAGUAACAUUUGCACUACUCUGACAUGGCUGUCCAGGGCAGACAUCCGCUAGUAAAUAUUAAAAAGAGAAAAAGUAGAACCCCUCCCUCCUCAUCCUGUUGACCAAUGAGUGUUGGGGCUUUUCUUUUUCUAUAGUUAUACAUUUUGGAUAUUGUUAUGAAAAGUCUGCCAUUUUAGACCAUCUUAUAUAAAAACUAACUAUUAUUAAAAACUAGAAAUUUUUUCUUUAUAGUGAUCUAAGAGCUUAUAUGAUACGAUAAAAACCAUACUUACUGUGUGUCCUUAUUGGAUAUUCUAGCAAAGAUGAAAUAUAUUUCACCAAAAUUCUGAGUGUAAAUUUACACAAAAACAUGAUGCAUUAUGAUUUCUGAGCAGAAGAGCGUUGGAACAUUUUUUUGAUUGAGCCAAGUUGAGAAGGGGUUUGGUUGAAUCCAGUUUCCAAAGACGGGACAAAGGACUUCAAUCUGUGAAAUAUCUGUGAAUUUUGUAAAUUACAUGAGAGAGGAAAAAAAGUACUAUUAAGACUAAAAAUGCUUCAAUGGAUGUUUUAUACUUGAUAUGUCUGUGUAUUUCUCUAUUUUUAGUUGGUUGUAUGUCUCCUUAAGUUUGUUUUGGUUUGGGUGGGGGUGUUUACUGGGAAUCGAGGGUCUGACCUUUAGUACUUUCAGUCAUAUACCCUAUGUUAUACAGGUUUAAGAACAGAGAAAGCUAAACUUAGUGUACAACAAAAAAAGAGGCGUUGUUAUAUUUGCAUGAUUCCCUGUAUUUUUUGAAAGCUGAAACUAUAUUGUUGUGUAAAAUGAGUGGACAUUCAUUGAAAACUAAAACACCAGGGGCUGAUUUGCAGUCUUUUCAAGUAAAUUCCAUUUGAACAUCAAGGUUUUUGCUCUUUCUUUCUCUGUGUACUCGGAUGAUGCUUAUUUUCUUGCCAGCUUUGUUUUUUUUUUUCUUUUCUUCUGCUUUUCUGUCACAUCCUGACACUGCAGUCAUCCGCUGCUCUUCUCGCCGCAGCUGGCGGUAAAGUGCGGUGCAAAAAAGGGGCCGAAUGUUUGAAGCUGGUGGUGGCUUACAUCUCUUUUCAUACAAGUUUACAUAGAUUAUAUUAUGUGACAGAUGCAAGAAGCUGCUAUCGUGGCUCAAGGCGCGCCCCAAACCACAGCUUGUGCAGUCACUUCCAUUUGAUUAAAAUCACAUAACCACACAAGAGGAGUGAUCUAAGGAGAAGCAGGGCCACACUCAGUUCCCAAUCUCGAUUUACGAAAUUCUAAUCUAUCAAUCAGUUUGAGGUCUGUUGUAAAUGAAUGCAGCAUCAGCUCUAAGUUUCCAGCCACUUGCUGUUAGCUAAAUGAGCGAUUGUCAUUCAUCCUCCUCGUGUCUUACAACCUGCUGGCUUUUUCCCCUCAACUAAAUUCACCUCAUUUGUUCCCACUUCUAAAUGAGCCUUUUUAUCAUGUCUUUCAAUCCACUCUUGUCACAUUAAAUUGAACUGAGCUGGAAAUGCCAUUGUGGAGGCAAGAAACUGUCUUUUAACAACCAUGUUUUCUGCAUUAUAGGGCACACCAGAUUAUAUCAUCAAUACAUGGUCUUUUUUCUAACUUAUACAUGAGGCACACCGAACUAUAAGGGCGAAAUAAAAGUCAGAGAUAAGUCCGCACUACGGUGCCAUGUACCUCUCAAAUACACUUCACAUCCGUUAACACAACCAGAAUUAAUCUACAUAUAAAGCUCUCCAUAUAAUAAUUAAGAUUUUUAAGUAUCCCUUUUAGUGUAGUAAAAAAUGAUACAUGAAAAUCAAAUAUAGAGAAUUAAAUCUGAAUAUUGACCCAGAACAGAGGAGACAAAACGAAUUUCAAGAUGACUAAGGAGUUAAACCAGGUUUACAAUAUGUAUCCAUUUCAACAGCAUGACUGACAAAUUACUUUUUCCAUUUGAGUAUUUUAUAAUACAAGCCACAAGUCAAAGUCAUGUAAAUAUUUGCUAUGAUAAUUCUCUGACUUCCCAAAUACGUUAUUUGUGGUACAAGCCUUUGCCACGGCUGAAGGAUGUCUCCUUUGUCACUUACAAAGAGAAAAUAAAAUGUAUUAACCUCUGAGCAAGGUCAGUUCAUCAUGCUGUCAACAGAGCUGUGCUAUAAAAAGCUCCUAGUCUUUAAAUUUCUCUUUGAAACAAAUGUCCUUUAAUCAGCUAAAGCAAGUAUAACAUAUAGCUCUGCAGGCUAAUCUUUAAUUUAGAGGUUUUGUGUCUCCAGGGCUGGAGAACCUUUUAAAAGUCCCACAGCUUCAGAUCUACACACCUUUCAGUUAGGUCACUGGGAGUAUUUUCUGCCCUCUUAAGUAUUGGUUGGAAAGUCUUAAAACUCAAUGUAAUUCCUUGUUCGUUUUAGAGCUUGAUGAUGGGAUCUCAAACCAGACAGCUUAGCAACAUGGUUGCACUUUUUUUAAAAUGCCACCAAGAAGGGGGAUGUCGUGACUUACUGAAGUAAUAAGAUUACUGGCUGAUUUAAUCAUAUGCUAAUUCUGUCUUGGCCUCGCAGCAACAAAAUAAUUCAUCAUUUAUGUUGAUCGCGUACAAUGCAGAAACUUCAUGUGACAAGUUUGUGUCUGUGAAAACAGCUGGAAUGAUCACUGUUGCGUGAAAUCCAAUGUGCUGCAGUUGUGCUCUCUUCAGAUGGAAAUUGACUUGCCCCUCUGGUUUCAUCCGGUCACAUGUGAGACCAAAAGUGAAAAAAAAAAACCAAGGCAAAGGUUCGGAUGGGUGCAGACAAAUCUCGGCUUUCUGCGUUUCUCUGUCAGUCGGUUGCUUUUGCUGACAUUUUUCCCUUUGAGUUUUCUGUACAAAAGAUCAAUUUAUAUAUUUGCAAUACAUUUUUUAAUAAAAAUCACAAAAGUGUUGUG
Oryzias melastigma (Indian medaka) is the source of this 11384-nucleotide messenger RNA. RefSeq names its product protein phosphatase 1 regulatory subunit 29. Lineage: Eukaryota; Metazoa; Chordata; Actinopteri; Beloniformes; Adrianichthyidae. Bases 588 to 3434 code for a protein of 948 amino acids. The record is from RefSeq and is a predicted model, not a curated record. The transcript has 4 exons. Gene Ontology annotation, molecular function: protein binding. Gene Ontology annotation, cellular component: plasma membrane.